Pyrus x bretschneideri (Chinese white pear) is the source of this 634-nucleotide messenger RNA. Its product is annotated as auxin-induced protein 15A. Gene Ontology annotation, biological process: response to auxin. Bases 130 to 435 code for a protein of 101 amino acids. The record is from RefSeq and is a predicted model, not a curated record. The transcript has a single exon. NCBI's taxonomy places the organism in Eukaryota, Viridiplantae, Streptophyta, Magnoliopsida, Rosales, Rosaceae.
UCAUUGGUUAAUGACCACCAAAUUAAGUCUACAACAUCUCAAGUCUAAUUUUCCUUGUUUCACAAGUUCAUCGACAUCUUCUUCAAGUUUUUAUAAACUUGAUUACCAGUCUUUCCUCUCAAGAUAACAAUGGGGUUCCGUCUUCCAUCUGUAAUUCCUGCUAAGAAACUUCUUCGACGGUCUUUUUCAAAUUCAAGUCAAGAAGUUUCGAAUAAUUUAGCAGAUGUCCCAAAAGGUUAUUUUCCAGUUUAUGUUGGCAAGAGUGAGAAGCAGCGGUUUGUUGUUCCUAUAUCCAUCCUCAACCAGCCUUCAUUUCAAGACUUGCUAAGUGAGGCUGAAGAAGAAUUCGGAUAUGAUCACCCAAUGGGCGGUGUAACGAUUCCCUGCGGACAAGAUACAUUCCUUGUUCUCAUUUCCCGCUUGAGUGCCUUGUGAGACUGGAUGCAUAAUGGAGAACAAUUACAUGAACUCUGUGAUUGUUACAAUUUUGUACAUUGGAAAAGUUCCACAUCUUGUACAUUUUCUUUUGAUCCAGGAGGAAGAAUAAUUGUCCCCCUGGGAUCAGAUUAUGUAAAUGUAGACUGUAGCAAUAUUCAUAUGUUCUUUACAAUAAAGAAUUAUUGUCCCCCUGGAA